GGAGCUCCCGGGACUCGCGGAGCCGCCGCCGCGCACGGAGCGGAGCCGCCGGUGCCCCGGAGCCGCCGCGCCAUGGAGCCGCCAGGUCCUGCCGGGGCGCCGGGGCGGCCCUGGGAUGAAGCCAAGGCUUUCUACGACAACCUCGCCCCCAAGAAGAAGCCCAAAUCGCCCAAACCCGAGAACGCCAUCACCAUCGCCGUGUCCUCGCGGGCGCUGUUCCGCAUGGAGGAGGAGCAGAAGAUCUACACGGAGCAGGGCGUGGAGGCCUACGUGAAAUAUCAGCUGGACCACGAGAACGAGCCCUUCCUCCCCGGGGCAGCCUUCCCCUUCGUCAAGGCUCUGGAGGCAGUGAAUGCUCAGCUCCGUGAGCUCUACCCCGACAGCGAGGAGCUCUUCGACAUCGUCCUCAUGACCAACAACCACGCCCAGGUUGGGGUUCGUUUGAUCAACAGCAUCAACCACUACGAUCUGUUCAUCGAGAGGUUCUGCAUGACGGGAGGGAACAGCCCCAUCUGUUACCUCAAGGCCUAUCACACCAACCUCUACCUCUCCUCCGACGCCGAGAAAGUGAGUGGGGCCAUUGAAGAGGGGAUUGCUGCAGCCACCAUCUUCAGCCCCAGCAGGGACCUGGAGGUGUCGGAGAAGCAGCUGCGGGUGGCGUUCGACGGGGACGCCGUGCUCUUCUCAGAUGAGUCGGAGCAGAUCGUGAAGGCUCACGGCCUGGACAUGUUCUUUGAGCACGAAAAGGCUCACGAGAACAAGCCCCUGGCACAGGGCCCCCUGAAGGGCUUCCUGGAGGCACUGGGGAAGCUGCAGAAGAAGUUCUACUCCAAGGGGCUGAGGCUGGAGUGUCCCAUCCGCACGUACCUGGUGACGGCGCGGAGCGCGGCCAGCUCGGGGGCCCGGGCCCUAAAGACUCUGCGCAGCUGGGGCCUGGAGACGGACGAGGCUUUGUUCCUGGCCGGGGCUCCCAAGGGACCUCUGCUCAGGAAGAUCCGGCCCCACAUCUUCUUCGACGACCAGAUGUUCCACGUGGAGGGAGCGCAGGAGAUGGGCGCCGUGGCCGCCCACGUCCCCUACGGCGUGGCCCAGAAGCACAAGCGGCCGGCGCAGGAGAAGCAGCAGACCCCAAACAGCAAAUAGUGGGGCUGGGGGGAUCCCCCCACCAACCCCCAGCACGGACCUCAUCCCGUGGGCCGCGCUCCCUGCUCGUGCAGGGAAUGUUUGUUGUGGGAAUGGGAGCUCAUCCCCCGCUCAGGGGCUGCAGAGAGGAGGAAAAUGCCCUUGGUGCCUCUGUUCGCCGGGGUCUUGUGGCAUUGUCGCUGUUCCUCGUGGGGCUGGGGGCUCCUCUGUGCCAGGAGAUGUUUGCCCAGUUUAUCCGUGCACUCUGCACUUGCUUCAGGCAAAACCCCUCGAGGAUGGGUCUGCCUUGUGUGGAAUCUUUGUGCCAGGAAGGUUUAACCUAUUUAUUUAAAACCCCCAGUGAUUCCCAAAGCCUUCUGGCUUUCCCAAGCAAAUGGUGAACUGGAAAAUUGGGAGCACUCAAAAACCUUCCAAGCAGCUUUGAAACAAAAUUUUGUCCCCUUUAACUGGAAUUAAACCGUGAUAUUGUUCCUUCCCAGCCCCAGCUGCUGCUCCCCAACCAGAAAAUACUCGAUAUCUGUCCUUUCACCAAGAUUUUGCCAGCUUAAAUUUGGAAAAAUAGAAACAAAUACUUAACAUACUAAAAAAAAAAAAAAAAAAAAAAAAAAAAAAUCCUGUUUCCUGCUUGGAGCUUUGGGCUGGUGUAUUGUUGGCCCAGGUUUUUAUAUUUGGGUUUCACACUUGCAUGAUUUAGCACUUAAAACUAAUAAUCUCAGUGAGCAUCCAAAGCCCAGCUUGUCCAAGGGCUGCAGACGCAUGCCCAGGGCUUGAAUUAAGUUAAAAGCAGGCCUUGAUAUAUUAGGGACAUCAUUUGAAGUCCAUUUAGGUAAAUCUGCAGAGAAUUUCAGCCUGGGGAUUUCAAUUAAAGGAUUUUUUUUCUCCCUUUCUAGGCUGAGCCCAUAUGAGUUGAUAAUCUUUUUCUCCUCAGCUUCUUAAAACCUCUGGUGUUUCCUGAAAUAGACACCUCUGUUAGCGAUGCUGUGAGAGAACCAAAUCUCUGAUUAAAAAACAGGAUGGGAAAUCAAUGGGAGAGAAACUGGUGUGAAAAUCACACUGACAUUUCUGCUCAAAGCCCUGUCCCAAAGGAGACACUCGGGAGGAAAAUUUAAAGAUUAUCUUCCUUGUGGGUUUUUCUUUUCCUCUAUUUUUUUUUUUUUUUUUGCACGACAUCCCACGGCUGAGCAGGAAGGGUGCUCAAUAUUAUCAGGCAAUUUUCUACAAAUUCCAUGGGCUGAAAUUUUCCAAGUUGUGUGUCUGGCUCUUUCCAGGGAGGUUUCAGCUCCAACAGUGAAGCUGGAGCUGGAGUUAUCACCCUUUUGAGGAAUAUGUAAAUAACCAAGCUGGUGAUGCCUUCAGUGGCUCGGGAGACUUUUCUCAUUGCACUAAAUCCUGCUCUAGCAGUGAAAAGCAAAUUGCACUUUCCCCCCCCAAAAAAAAAUUCUUUGGCAGACUGUUAACUGUCACGUCUGGGUGACAAACACCUCGGAGGAAGGUCUAAAAUCCAAACAAACAAAUGAAAAAUCUUGGGAGAAACGAGUUUCUGAGUGUCACAUCCGCCAGCACUCAGGUUUAUAGAAAGGUCUUGUCUUUUUUAAUGUGAACCCAAGAUUUUGGGAUCUGAACUGGAUCUUGGAGACUUUUUUGGCAGCUGGGAGGGGGAGCACAGCCAGUAAACAUUUCCAAGGUGUUUCCUGAAGAUGGUGGAAGCCCAGCCAAGCCCGGCUUGUGCAGGGGAGAGGAUGUUGCAGGAGGAAUGGAAUUGUCAGCCAGCCCUGGGGAACAGGGCAGGGUGCCAGUGGAACUGGGGACACGGGGAUGUGUCCGUGGGAUGGUCCAGAGGUGAUGCUGGUGUUGGCAGGAGGAGAUGGCUGCCCAGGGAAGCAAUGGGUUGUGGUUUUGGGGCAGAACGCUGGAUUUGAGCAGAUUCCUGCUGCCUCUCCAGGCCCUGAGGUGCACAGGGAGCUGGGUGCAAGCUGGGGACAGGGUUUUAGUGACCCUGCUUUGGGUCCUCCUGCUGCCAGGGCAGCUUAGGGGCUCUCUGGGAGGUGUGGAGCUCAGGAAACGGGCCCCAGGUGAGCCAGACCUCCCCAAAUCCUUCACGAGCAGGGAGGAUUUUCCAUUCCCACCAUGGCUGCCCCUUUUGCUUUUCUCCACGUGGCUUCCUCUGUUUUUGUUUGGGUUUUUUUUGUUUUUUUUUUCCCUCCUCCAUCACUACAACUGGAAGACAAGGACUUGCUGCUUGUGUAGUCCCCUUGGGCUGGGGAGUGUCCCUGGGAUCAUCCCUUGGGAUGGGCACUUCUCCCACAGGGUCCUGCCUCUCCUGCUGUCCUGGCUGACAACUGGACUUUUCCUGCUGUGUGUUGUUGCUGUGGAUUUCACUUCUUUGUCCUCCAGUGGUUUUUUGCCAUGUUAAUGGGAUCCCUCGGGGUGUUUUUCCAAAAUAA
Molecule: messenger RNA, 3587 nt
Organism: Vidua macroura (Pin-tailed whydah)
Lineage: Eukaryota; Metazoa; Chordata; Aves; Passeriformes; Viduidae
Gene: NT5C1A
Product: 5'-nucleotidase, cytosolic IA
Exons: 6
Coding region: 73-1143 (356 amino acids)
Biological process (GO): nucleotide metabolic process; adenosine metabolic process
Cellular component (GO): cytoplasm; cytosol
Molecular function (GO): 5'-nucleotidase activity; magnesium ion binding; nucleotide binding
Source: RefSeq, a predicted model, not a curated record